AUGUCUGGAGCUAGUGCACCCUCGCCACCAUCGAAUCCACUCGAAUUAGCGCCAUCGCAGCCACCUGCUGCGCACGCAUUGGCUAAGCAGCCACCGAGCAGAAACACCAACGGCAUUCUCCACCCAGCCACUGCGCAGCCAGCCGGCGUGGAGAACGACGCCGACACCGCCCUCGAAUUGGAAGACGGCAGCGUUAACUUUGGCUAUGCGUUUGGAGCCAAAGGAAAGAGCAUUUCAGGCGAAUGUGUCUUCCAAACUGGUAUGGUGGGUUAUCCCGAGUCUCUCACUGAUCCUUCAUACGCUGGUCAAAUUCUCGUCCUCACUUACCCACUCGUCGGCAACUACGGUGUUCCUGCUCGCCCAGAGCACAACCCUGCUGAUCCUUCCCAACUUCUCAGUCUCCCGGAAGAAUUCGAGUCGAGGAAGAUCCACGUCGCUGGUUUGGUCGUGUCUACAUACGCUCCUGACUACUCCCAUUUCCUCGCUCAAUCUAGCCUCGGCGAAUGGUUACAGGAACAGGGAAUUCCUGCAAUUUUCGGCGUAGACACCAGAAAUCUCACAAAGAAGAUCAGAGAGAAGGGUGUCAUGCUUGGUCGCAUCCUCGCUAGAAAAUCCGGCGAGAGAGGCGCAAGACCGCUGAUCAACCAGCCACACGCCAGCUUAUCUAGAUCUGUUUCUACCGUUUCCGUUAGCUCAGCUGCUUCGAAUGACUCGUGGAAGGACGACUUCCAGGUCGUUCCAUUCGCUGAGUAUGGGAACACUAACCUCGUCGCUGAGGUUUCUUCACCUUCUCCACUUACCUUCAAACCCACCACUACGCCCCUUAAACAUCCAAAAGAGAACCGCACUAUCAGAAUUCUUACCGUCGAUGUAGGUAUCAAGUACAACCAAAUUCGCUGCUUCAACAACCGCGGCGUUGAAGUCAAACUUGUGCCUUGGGAUUACGACUUCUUGAGUGAGAAAGAGCCUUAUGAUGGUUUAUUCAUCUCCAACGGUCCAGGUGAUCCUGCUACCGUUACCCCUGUUAUCAACAGACUUAGCAGGGCUAUUGAGGACGUGAAAACACCUAUCUUUGGUAUCUGUCUUGGUCAUCAGCUUCUCUCCCUUGCUGCAGGCGCAACAACCAAGAAGAUGAAGUAUGGUAACCGCGGUGCUAACAUUCCUUGCACGGACAUGCAAUCAGGAAGAUGUUACAUCACCUCACAAAACCAUGGUUACGCUGUCGAUGCCGAGUCUCUCCCAGGCGGCGUUAAGGAGCUCUUCGUUAAUGCAAACGAUGGCUCAAACGAGGGUACUUAUAUGGAAGACAAGCCAGUCUUCUCUGUCCAAUUCCAUCCAGAAUCCACUCCUGGUCCUCGCGACACUGAGUUCUUGUUCGACGUCUUUAUCAACUCUGUCGUCGACUUUGCCCAGACUGGUGUCGCUAAGCAGAUUACCCUGCCAGGUGGUACUCUCGCCGAAAAUGCCGCCAAGCACCCACGCGUUGAUGUCAAGAAGGUCCUUGUCCUUGGCUCUGGUGGUUUGUCAAUUGGUCAAGCUGGUGAAUUCGAUUACUCUGGUAGUCAAGCAAUCAAGGCUCUCAAACAGGAGGGAAUUUACACUGUUCUUGUCAAUCCAAACAUUGCCACCAUUCAAACAUCUGGCCUCGCCGAUAAAGUCUACUUCCUUCCAGUUAACCCCGAGAGUGUGCGCAAGAUCAUCAAGUAUGAGAGACCUGACGGUAUUUACGUUACUUUUGGUGGUCAGACAGCCCUCAAUGUUGGUUGCAAGCUUAAGGAUGAAUUUGAAUCUCUUGGUGUCAAGGUCUUGGGUACUCCAGUGCACACCAUCGAGAUGACUGAAGACCGUGAACUCUUCGCCAGAGCUAUGGAGGAUAUUGGUGAACAUUGCGCUCCUUCUGCAUCAGCAAAUAAUCUCGAAGAGGCCCUUACUGCCGCAAAGCAAAUCGGUUACCCUGUCAUUGCCAGAGCUGCGUACACCCUCGGUGGUUUGGGAUCAGGUUUCGCUGAUGACGAAGAAACCCUUACUGCGCUCUGCAAUAAGGCUUUCGCCACUAGUCCACAAGUUUUGAUUGAGAAGAGUAUGAAGGGUUGGAAGGAGAUUGAGUAUGAAGUUGUCAGAGAUUGCCGUGAUAACUGUAUCACUGUCUGUAACAUGGAGAACUUUGAUCCACUUGGUAUACACACUGGUGACUCAAUUGUCGUAGCUCCAUCUCAGACACUUUCAGAUAGUGACUACAAUAGACUUCGUUCAACUGCUGUCAAAGUCAUUAGACACUUGGGUGUUGUAGGUGAGUGUAACAUUCAAUACGCCCUCAAUCCACACUCCAAGGAAUUCUGCAUUAUCGAAGUCAACGCUCGUCUUUCGCGCUCAUCUGCCCUCGCAUCUAAGGCAACUGGCUACCCGCUCGCUUACACCGCUGCCAAGCUUGGUUUGAACAUCCCACUUAACGAAAUCAGAAACUCAGUAACACGCUCAACCACUGCAUGCUUCGAGCCAUCUCUCGACUACUGUGUUGUUAAGAUUCCAAGAUGGGAUCUCAAGAAAUUCAACAGAGUUAACACGGUGCUCAACUCUUCUAUGAAGAGUGUCGGUGAGGUUAUGGCUAUCGGUAGAUCAUUCGAAGAGACCAUGCAGAAGGCCAUCAGGUGUAUCGAUGAUCAAUUCUUCGGGUUCGGUACUAACCCAUUCGUAAUGGAGAAAGCAGAGAUUGACGAGGAGUUGGUCAACCCAACUGACAGGCGUGUGUUUGCCAUCGCCAACGCCUUCGUUAGGGGAUACACUAUCGAUGAUAUACACAAGAUGUCCAACAUCGACAGAUGGUUCUUGAACCGUCUUAAGAAUCUCAUUGAGCAGGAGAAGAUAUUAAGUGACUACAACACCACCACUGUCACCCCUCAACUCCUCCGCCAGUCUAAGCAAAUGGGCUUCUCGGACCGCCAACUCGCCAAGUUUUUGGGAUCGAACGAACUCGCUGUCCGUCGUCUUCGCCAGGAGUCAGGUAUCGUGCCACACGUCAAGCAAAUUGAUACCGUCGCUGCCGAGUUCCCAGCAUUCACCAACUACCUCUACACCACAUACAAUGCUGCAGCUAGCGAUAUUGGAUUUGAGGAUAAGGGUGUUAUUGUUUUGGGUUCAGGUGUGUAUAGAAUCGGUUCAUCUGUUGAAUUUGAUUGGUGCGCCGUCUCUACCAUUCGCACACUCAGAGCAAGAGGUACCAAGACAGUCAUGAUCAACUACAACCCUGAGACUGUAUCCACCGAUUACGAUGAGGCUGAUAGGCUCUACUUUGAGAACAUCUCUCUUGAGACCGUGUUGGAUAUCUAUGACGCGGAGCGUUCUACUGGUGUCAUCUUGUCCAUGGGUGGUCAGACUCCAAAUAACAUUGCGUUGCCACUCUAUCGUCAAAACGUGCAUAUCUACGGUACUUCACCAGAGAUGAUUGAUACGGCAGAAAACCGUUACAAGUUCUCGCGUAUGUUGGACAAGAUCGGUGUCGAUCAGCCACAAUGGAAGGAGUUGUCUAGCUUUGAAGAAGCUUACAAGUUCUGUCAAAAGGUCAGCUUCCCAGUCCUUGUUAGACCUUCUUACGUGCUUUCUGGUGCUGCUAUGAACGUUGUUAGCUCACCAGACGAUCUUGAGAACUACCUCACUCAAGCAACCGCCGUCUCCCAAGACUACCCAGUUGUCAUUUCCAAGUUUAUUGAGGAUGCCAAGGAGAUUGAGAUGGAUGCUAUCGCUAAGGAUGGUAAGAUGAUUAUGCACUACAUCUCUGAGCACAUUGAGAACGCUGGUGUUCACUCUGGUGACGCUACACUUGUUCUUCCACCUCAAGACCUCGCUCCAGAGACUGUCAGACGUAUCGUUGAAGCUACUGCCAAGAUUGGUGAGGCUUUGAAUGUUACCGGUCCAUACAACAUCCAAUUCAUUGCCAAAAACAACGAGAUCAAGGUUAUUGAAUGCAACUUGCGUGCUGCUCGUUCUUUCCCAUUCGUAAGCAAAGUUACCAACGUUGACGCCAUCGCGUUGGCUACUAACGCAAUGUGCAACUUCCCAUUCAAACCUUACCCUGAAAUCAACCUUCCUGAAAAGUACGUUGGUGUUAAGGUUCCUCAAUUCUCAUUCUCAAGAUUAUCUGGUGCUGAUCCAGUUCUUGGUGUUGAGAUGGCUUCUACUGGUGAAGUUGCUUGCUUUGGUAGAGACAAGUACGAAGCCUAUGUGAAGGCAUUGAUGGCGACUGGUAUGCAUAUGCCAAAGAAAAACAUUCUCUUCUCUAUCGGUUCAUACAAGGAGAAGAUGGAGAUGUUGCCAGUGGUGCAAAAUCUCAACCGUCAAGGCUACAAUCUCUUCGCCACCUCUGGUACUGCAGACUUUAUCCAAGAGCACGGUAUUCCAGUCAAGUAUCUCGAAGCCAUCACUGAGACCGAUUCUCAGAAGUCUGAGUACUCACUCACUCAGCACUUGGCAAACAACUUGAUCGACCUCUACAUCAACUUGCCAUCCAAGAACCGCUAUCGUCGUCCAGCAAGCUUCAUGAGUAAGGGUUAUCAAUCUCGUAGAAUGGCAGUUGACUAUGCUAUUCCACUUGUCACCAAUGUCAAGUGCGCUAAGUUACUUAUCGAGGCAAUCCUUCGCAGGCCAUCACUUGAAGUCGACAGCGUCGAUUACAAGACGUCGCACCGCACAUUCACCUUACCUGGAUUGAUCAACGUUCAAGGCUAUACUGACAAGAUCGCUGAGCCAAACUCAGAUGCAUUCGAGAAGGCUUCAUUGGCGGCACUUGAAGGAGGUUUCACUGUCUCUCAAGUGAUUCCAAUGGGUGUUGAAAACGCCAAAUCUCUUCAAACUAUGUACACAAACGCUCAAAAGUCUCGCUGCGAUUAUGUACUCAGCGUUAGUGCUACACCUGAUAACGUCGAUGGGUUGGAUGCAAUUGAAGAGGAUGUCCAAUCACUCUAUGUUCCAUUUAACAAGCUCUCUGGUAACGUUAACAAGGUUGCAACUAUCGCGUCACACUUCGGUUCAUGGCCAUCUGGCAAGCCAAUCGUUACGGAUGCACGUUCUACUGAUCUUGCAAGUAUCUUGCUGUUGGCAUCUCUUCACGGCCGUUCAAUUCACGUCACCAACGUAAGCAACCGUGACGACAUCAGCUUGAUCGCUUUGUCCAAGGGUAGAGACUUAAAGGUUACUUGUGAUGUCGCCGUUUAUUCGCUCUUCUUCUCAAGAGAAGAUUAUCCAGCUGCGACUGUUCUUCCAACCAAGUCUGAUCAGCAAGCGCUCUGGGACAAUCUUGACAAGAUUGACAUGUUCAGUGUUGGAACAGUACCACAUGAGCUGGCUGUGGCUGUUGGGCAAGCGGCAAAUGCAUCAGCUGGUAUGGCUGAGAGUGUUUCAUUGUUGCUCAGCGCUGUUGCAGAGAACAAGCUGAGUCUUGAAGAUAUUAUCUCGCGCUUCCACGACGCUCCAAAGACAAUCUUUGACUUGCCAGAUCAACCAAGCACAUAUGUGGAGGUGGAGAUGGACAGACCAGCCACAUUCUCUGUAGGUAGUGGUCUUUGGUCACCACUUUCCGGCAAGCCAGUCAAGGGACAGGUUGAUAGAGUUGUGUUCUACGGUAAGACAGUAAGAUUGGCUGGUGUUAACGUCGCCAAGUCUUCCGGUAGAGAUUUGACGGUGGCUGGACCAAUCAGGAAGCAGAGAAAUGCGAGAUCGUCCUUCUCUCAGCAAACAAGACCAGCUACACAGUCUAUCACUGGUGUGCCAUCUCCAACCAAGGCAACAAGCAUGGAAGCGGCCAGCCCAACUGAGGUAACCCACCCAACCAGUCUUAUAGGUUCAAUUGCAACUGGAAAGAGCAACCUUACAGCACUUAAGUCACACCCAGCGUUUAGAAGACGCCACAUACUUUCUGUUAAACAGUUUAGCAGGGAUGAUCUUCACGUGCUCUUUACACUUGCUUCAGAGUUGAGAACACAUGUUGAGAAGUAUGGUAGUGCGGACAUACUCAAGGGUAGAGUGCUGUGUAGUUUGUUCUUUGAACCGUCUACCAGAACAUCAGCAUCGUUCGACGCCGCAAUGAAGAGAUGCGGUGGUACAGUAUUGACAAUUCCAGUGGACAAGUCGUCGGUUGCGAAAGGAGAGUCCCUAGCUGAUACGAUCAGAACACUUGGAUGUUACGCUGAUGGAGUGGUAAUGAGGCAUCCACAGCCAGGCUCAGUGCAGACGGCAUCCAAGUUCUCACCAGUGCCAAUUAUCAAUGCUGGCGAUGGAACGGGUGAGCACCCAACACAAGCCUUCUUGGAUAUCUACACAAUCCGUGAGGAGCUUGGUACAGUUAACGGACUUACGAUUACAUUGGUAGGUGAUUUGAAGAAUGGCAGAACAGUACAUUCGCUCGUCAAAUUGCUCAACCUAUACAAUGUGCACCUCAACUUUGUCUCACCACUCACUCUCAACAUGCCAGACAGCAUAAAGGCGGAGUGUAGAAAGGCUGGUGUAACCUACUUUGAGACACCACGCCUGGACGAAGUUAUUGGCAAGUCGGAUGUCAUCUAUAUGACGCGCGUGCAACAAGAGAGAUUCAACUCAGUGCACGAAUUCGAAGCGGUCAAGGAUGCAUAUAUACUAGACAAUGCGACGAUGGAUAGAGCUAAACCUACAACCAUCGUCAUGCAUCCAUUACCAAGAUUACAGGAAAUCGAUCCAAAUCUCGACUUUGAUAACCGCGCUGCGUACUUCCGUCAAAUGAGAUAUGGAUUGUUUGCGAGAAUGGCCUUGUUGUCGCUUAUAUUGGAGUAA
Wallemia ichthyophaga EXF-994 is the source of this 6798-nucleotide messenger RNA. Its product is annotated as Protein pyrABCN. Gene Ontology annotation, cellular component: cytosol; cytoplasm. The transcript is spliced from 5 exons. The record is from RefSeq and is a predicted model, not a curated record. Gene Ontology annotation, molecular function: carbamoyl-phosphate synthase (glutamine-hydrolyzing) activity; amino acid binding; ATP binding. Gene Ontology annotation, biological process: UTP biosynthetic process; L-citrulline biosynthetic process; L-glutamine metabolic process. Bases 1 to 6798 code for a protein of 2265 amino acids. NCBI's taxonomy places the organism in Eukaryota, Fungi, Basidiomycota, Wallemiomycetes, Wallemiales, Wallemiaceae.